AUGAGCGAUAGCGACAUCAAUAGCACUAGUAGUAGUAGUAGCAGUAGCUGUAGUACUGACCCAGAACAAGAAGAAUUAAUGCAAAGGAUUCUUCAAAAUGCUGAAUAUAUGGAUCACAAUACCAUGAUCUUAGUGUUGGCAUACUUGCUGAUUAAACGGAGGCGUUUGAGGAGAUGUGAUGACACUACAAGUGAUGAAGACGAAGAGGAGGAAAAUCAACAUGGAAUGUCUUCUCAAGUAGCUUUACACAACGGAAACUCAGCAUUGCAAAGUAGACAAGUUACAACCCGGGCCACGAACCAAACUUCUCAAAGAACCAAUUCAAGACAAACUGCGCCAGCAAAGUUAUCAAAUGUGGCCAAGUCAACUGGAACAUCUGGGCAGUCCCAGUCAAGACUAAGAACAGCAGAGGCAGGAACCUCGAGACCAAUACUGAAGCAGCAAGGACCGAGCAGAAGUCAAAAUAUACUCAGUCAAAGGGGGCAACAUUCAACUGCCAAACAUGUGCCUCAGAGUUCUCAGCUUACAGUACAAAAUUUGGCAGCUCACAAUGCCAAAUAUUCAUCAAAACAUUCAAAUGACAAUAAAAGCAGAAACUCACCGCAGUUCACCUCACUGCAUCAGGGAAGUCGUACUACUACUAAUGCCAGAGAAACUUCCAAAAUAUCAUCCUUCAUGGGCGGGAUCCACAGACUACCGGAGAAAGGUGUCAAACGCGAGCAUGAGCAAGACGAUCAGUGCAAGAUUCCCGUACCGGUAUAA
Molecule: messenger RNA, 762 nt
Organism: Macrosteles quadrilineatus (aster leafhopper)
Lineage: Eukaryota; Metazoa; Arthropoda; Insecta; Hemiptera; Cicadellidae
Exons: 3
Coding region: 1-762 (253 amino acids)
Source: RefSeq, a predicted model, not a curated record